AUGGCGGAAAGUGAGCCCCCGAAACCGAAACCUCGACCAAUCGUCCGUAUUGGCCUCUUUCUUAUCUCUCACAGCCUCCUCGUUAGUGUUGUUUGCAUUACAGCAGGGCUUCUGGCUCUUUUGUUGUUGCCUGUUCUUGCCAAGAACACCUACAUUUCCGAAAAUGCCCUCAUGCCUGGUUCUGCAAGUCCAAUGCUCUCUACUGUUGAUGUUUCGGUGGCAAAUACAUUCGUGAACGAGAUAACUAGCCUGAACUUGAAAUCUACUAGCACAGACAUAGAAAUUCCAAAACUGAUAGCACAGCGUGUGGCAGACUUGGGUGGUGAAGUUAGUUAUAACAAGUUCCACCCCCUGUUGAAUAAGUUUCAUCCUCUGAACUUUUUUUCUAGCCCUAAUCCUGCAGCAGUCCAAGAGAAUUAUAGUUGCUCAUCAUUUGGUGUCAAUACUGUUGGAAUUAUAAGAGCUCCACGUGGUGAUGGGAAAGAAGCUAUUGUGCUGGUGACACCUUACAAUACUGUAAACAUCACUCUGGGUGAGGCUUUAUCAUUAGGCAUUGCUUACUCUGUGUUUUCUUUACUCACCCGAGUUACUUGGCUGGCCAAGGAUAUUGUAUGGCUUGCUGCAGAUUCACAGCAUGGAGAAUAUGCUUCCGUUGCUGCUUGGCUAAGAGAUUAUCAUACACCUGUAUUUGGUGGCUUGGGCAAAUUGAAUACUGAAAUGUGUCAUGAAAGAAAUAAUCCUUAUGAGUGGAAAAAAACACUGACAACAGCAACAGAAAUGUCUGAUGAUUUUCAACGUGCUGGGACGAUUGCUGCUGCCCUUGUCAUUAAGGUCGCAGAUAACAGUGAAGAGUUUGAAAAGGAUGCUCUCAGCAUAUAUGCUGAGGCAUCCAAUGGGCAGAUGCCAAACCUAGACCUCAUCAAUGUCGUGAAUUAUUUGGCAGUACAUAGGCAGGGUUUACAGGUGAAGGUGGAGAAAUUGUGGUCGUUACUUGAUUCCACGUGGCUGAAGAGUCUGGGUGACUUAUUUGAGACGUUAGGAAAAGUGGCUAGAAGCUUAAAUCGUCAAUGGAAUUUUGGUAUACCUGUUGCAGAGUAUGUUGAUGGCACUGCUACGCUUGCCAGUUCACUAUAUAACCAGGCUUUAGGUGUUCCUACCGGCCCCCAUGGUGCUUUUCGUGAUUAUCAAGUUGAUGCUGUUACUAUAGAGAUGUCACCCAAGGCUUUUUCAAAAUAUAACGGCAGGCAAAACGAGGUUCUUCUGCGAGGUGGCAGGUUAAUUGAAGGAGUUAUCUUGUCUGUUAAUAACCUCCUUGAGAAGUUUCACCAGUCCUUUUUCUUAUACCUGUUAACUUCUCCAAGUCGGUUUGUGUCAGUUGGAGUCUACAUGAUUGCUUUUGCAUUGCUUGUUGCUCCCCUUCCAAUGGUGGCUGCUUCUCUGUAUUCUGAUGCUAAUAAAAGGAAUCCUAGUUUUGAGAAAGGCAAACUCACCAGUUUCCCAGCCGCUGCUGAUGAGCCUGCCAUCAGUUUCAGAUCAUGGAAAUGGCUUCAUGCAGCAAAAGUGGUAUUUGUUGUACAUUUAUGGGGUGUAAUCCUGACAUUACUUCCUUAUUGUAUAUAUCAGAUACCCAAUCUCUCGCCGACAACCAGUCUUUUAACCUGGGUUCUGCUUUCGAUGAUCAGCCUUCUUAUCUUGCACUUGGUUUUGGGUUCCCCUUUUUCACUUGUCGAUGUCUCUCAGCCUCAAGGAAAUGAAUGGGCUCUCUUGAAAUCAGUAAUGAUCACAGCCACCUUCACAGGACUCUGUCUAAUGUCAGUCAUAAACUUUGCAACAGCAGAGAUCGGUGCUCUGCUGGUAGUGCCAAUGUGUUUGAUGGCUGCACCUUUGAGGCUUGAUUUAAGAGUGAAGAAUUCGAGGGCAUGUGCAAGGGCAGCUAGUAAUCUAUUAUUGGUAUUCAUCGGGUUUCCUCUGGUUGCAUUUCUUGUGUUAAUAGGCGCAUUACAAGGUUUUGACAGUAUCAGUGCUGGUGAAUUCUGGAAUUGGAUGGAGUCCCUUUGGAAAUGGAACAGUGCCACCUACAUCUAUUUAUCUUGGUUAGCCUCGUUUUAUUACUUCACUUCAGAUGAUCGGGACAUGAGAGGUUGCAGGUGCGGUGCUGAGAACCUGUUUAUCUGUUUCUGCAAACCAUGACAAGUUGCUGUCUUCGGUCACUUGUCUUUGUUGAAGUAUAAAAUGCUUAUGUUAGGUCCAUUCUAUCAAUUUAAGCUUUUGGAUGAGUCUCUGGUUCAAAUCUAAUUCUUACGAACGACAAUGUCACCUUUCAGAUUCACUUGCAUAACAGAUGUUCAAGAAUCCUAUUAGU
Ilex paraguariensis (yerba mate) is the source of this 2362-nucleotide messenger RNA. The record is from the annotation of a GenBank genome assembly. NCBI's taxonomy places the organism in Eukaryota, Viridiplantae, Streptophyta, Magnoliopsida, Aquifoliales, Aquifoliaceae.